Drosophila sechellia is the source of this 2741-nucleotide messenger RNA. Its product is annotated as WD repeat-containing protein CG11141. NCBI's taxonomy places the organism in Eukaryota, Metazoa, Arthropoda, Insecta, Diptera, Drosophilidae. The record is from RefSeq and is a predicted model, not a curated record. The coding region runs from base 133 to 2265 and encodes 710 amino acids. Gene Ontology annotation, molecular function: protein binding. The transcript is spliced from 4 exons.
UUGCCACAUGCCAGCAGCUCGGUUUUGUUGAUUGUUGUGUUGAGCCAGAGCAAAAAGGAAACACCGAUAAAAGGAGAGAACUGCGAAAUCCGGAAGUCCCCGUCCUGAGGCGCAAUUUCCCCCAGCAAGGACAUGGCCAGCAGCAAGGAGUUGUGCUCCAUCCGGGAGUGGGCGCCGCUCACGGAGGUCAUCGAGCGGAUUCCGGCGCGCCUGCAGCGCGGAUUCUUUCCGGCGAAUCUCAACCUGACCUGUGUGGAUGCCACCGAGGAGUUCCUGGCCAUGGGCAGCGACGCGGGCAUCGUGUUCUGGUAUAAUCGCCACACGGGAGAGAUGCAGAAGCUAAAGGCGGAGGUGGCCACUCGGAUUACGUGCGUGCGGGUCGUCAAUUCCGUGGAGUACAUGGUUGCGGCUGGGUGCGCCAACGGGCAGGUGAGCAUCUUCCAGAUACAGAAGGAGCUGCCACGGGACCUCGAUUUGGUGGCUCCUUGCACCAAGAGUCGGCCUAUUGAGCGGUACACUAUCCGGGAUCUGCACAAGUGCGUUAUCAGCUGCUGUGAGUGGUCCAAAAACGGGAUGAAGCUCUACUCCGGCGAUCGCCAGGGAGUGGUGGUGCUCACGGAGCUUGAUUACCAGGCGCACCUCAGCAAGUCGGUGGAGAUCCUGAGCGAGGCAUACGAGAUCGUACAGCUUAGCGUGCGGCAGAGCCACCUACUGGUGGCCACCCUCUACCGUUGCAUCGUAUGCCAGCUGGACGCUCAAACCUCUCAGUGGAACAUCACGCAGGUGGGAAAGAAGGAUCGCAAGCAGCUCAUCGACUGCGGGGCCAUCUUUCUGAAGAAGCAGGAAGCAAAUAAGCCGCAACUAGUCUGCGGACGUCCUGGCCUGCGCUUCUGGGUGGCAGACGCCGCGGGAAAUGUGUCCAAAACAGUGCUAUUCCGAGAUGCCGUUCUGCGCAGUCCCACCUGGGAAAUACCUAUUCUGAAUCCCAAGCAGCGCAGUGAGCCGUCCAGUACCCACCACACCACUGCGUCCACAUCUUCGACUAGACCUGCUGGACCGGCAGAUGGCGAUGCGGGCUACGUGGCUAGCAGCAACUUCCGGCAACUAUAUCUCUACGAUGGCCACGACUCACUACUGGUAACACACGACGAUGCAACUCUGUACAUACUCAACUUGGAGCGACUCAAAGUAGAAGCCGUUGCGCGAGGAUUCCGGAAGAUCCUUGAUUUCUGCGUCUGUGGAAAAGAGAUCUUCGUGCUGGAGGGCAAUCGAACAUUGCUGCGUCUAGCUCCGUUGCCGGAACCACCAAACAAAACGGCCAAAGUCAUCUUCAAUCCCCUGAUGCCGCCUCCAGUUCCGGUUCUAGGAUCGCACCUAUCACAAUUGGAGUCGCCGAUGGAGCUUCAUGCGGAGCCCGUUCUUCAAAACGCAGAGGAGUGUUUCGAGCUUUCACCGGGGGAGCAACUGAACCUGAAUGUGCCCAUCGAAAUAGCUGUGGAGUCGCCACUGACUCAACAAAAUCGCCGCUUGGAUAUCUUCCGCCGCAUCGGAGAAAUGGACUUCGAGCAGUCCAUCGUGCACACCACCCGCAAGACAUCCGUAGGCAAACCGCCCGAGGCCAGUGGUGUGGGAAUUGUUGAGAUUGGCCAUGAGACCCAUGAGCAUCGGCUGCCGCUUACCAAUGCCGCCACUCUAAUGGAGGCGAGCUACUGCCAAAUAGAGAACAAUGGUCUGGCCUCUCCGCUGGACAUGAAGACAGCCUUCCUUCAGCAUCUGCCCGAUGCGCUAAGUCCCACCACCUUGCAGAAGACCGUUGCGGAAAAGGCAAAGACCCUGGCCGCCGAGCUAGAUCUGCCCGAGGUGCAUCUAGCCCCGUUAUCGCAGGAGGAGCUUCAUGCUGUCCAGGCUCAGACCCCCCAACUAAGCGACCCGCUGAUCAGGUGCUAUCCAACGCACCUGGAAGAGGCCAGUGUCCAAACGAGUUCGCCGGAAAAUCCAACCAACCCAGCAGAUGAUUAUCAUGUAGGCGAGCCCGUAGACGGGAUACGGUCAUUUGGCGUCUCCAAGCGUAAGAUGGCUCCGCUUAAGUUCGUCAUGAGCCAGCCAAAGCCGACUCUGAAGUUGGAAGAGAACAGGGAUGAGGAGGAGUACACCAGCUUCCUACCCGAUUUUAGGCGGGCUGGCGAUCCACUGGCGAGCCACAAGGAAACGCCAGCCACGAGUGACUCAAACACCUCCAGCGAGUGGGAGUUUUUGGACAACUAGUUCAGUAUUAGAAUUAAGUGCAUACUCAUUCGAUUCCAUUUGCAUUUUCGCACUUUAUUCUCCUUGUUUCUAUGUUUGCAAAAGUGUUGUGUUUAUCAGAUUGUGUUCACACAUGAACACGAAUAUAGUUAAAGACUUACAAUUUUGGGCUCCGUUCAUAUCUUAUGUAAAUGAAUCGAGAGCGAUAAAUUAUAUUUAGGAUUUUGUUAUCUAAGGCGACAUGGGUGCAUUGCUCAAAAACAUGUAAUUUAAGUGCACACUACAUGAGUCAGUCACUUGAGAUCGUUCCCCGCCUCCUAAAAUAGUCCCUUAGUGGGAGACCACAGAUAAGGUCCUCGCCGCUCAAGAUAGGCAGAUGUGCCCGAGCGUGGGACCUCGAUAAGGCGGGGACUAUUUACUUAGGCCUCUGCGUAGGCCAUUUACUUUAAGAUGCGAUUCUCAUGUCACCUAUUUAAACCGAAGAUAUUUCCAAAUAA